Messenger RNA from Tremella mesenterica DSM 1558, 855 nucleotides. RefSeq lists its product as uncharacterized. Gene Ontology annotation, biological process: maturation of SSU-rRNA from tricistronic rRNA transcript (SSU-rRNA, 5.8S rRNA, LSU-rRNA). Lineage: Eukaryota; Fungi; Basidiomycota; Tremellomycetes; Tremellales; Tremellaceae. The record is from RefSeq and is a predicted model, not a curated record. The transcript has 3 exons. The coding region runs from base 1 to 855 and encodes 284 amino acids. Gene Ontology annotation, cellular component: 90S preribosome; nucleolus.
AUGAUGAAAGACCUCACUUCUGUACCCUUCGCCUCUUUGCUCAAAGCACAACGUGCACUUCGCAAAACGAACAAAAACGAUAUCAUCUCUGAACCUCAUACAUCUUCAUCGAAAGACAAGAAAGUGGAAAGGAUUAAAGCUCGACUAGCUACUCUACAAAAGACUAAAGGGAAAGCUGCUCUCGUUCCCUUGGAAGCAAGAGGAUCCGAAUCACCUUCUGGUUCAGGUUCGGAAGAUGGUGGAUCCAAUCUUCAAGAUCGGAUCAAGAGGGGUAACAAGCAUGCACCAGCAGCGAUGAGUACGAAAAGACAGGUUUCUCGUAUACGUAAAGUUGUCGACGUAGCAAAGACGGAAAGACGCGAUCCCAGAUUCUCUUCCGUCUCAGCUGGACGUGUUGAUCCUCAUCUUCAUUCCAAAUCAUACGAUUUCUUACCCGAUCUAUUGAAAGACGAAAUGGCCAUACUUCGUACCGCACUCAACACCGCCGUCAAGGCCGAAAGAAAUUGCCCUUGGAGUGAGAAGACAAUACGAACUGCGGAGAGAGAGAGGAUCGAACGUGACCUGGGACAAUUACGCACGAAAAUGGACAGGACGCAGAGAGAGGCGAGAGAAAGACAGGUGUUGGCUGAGGUUAAGAGAGAGGAACGUGAAAAGAGGGAGAAAGGAAAGGGAGCUUGGUAUUUGAAGAAAUCUGAAAAGCGAGAUUUACUACUGAAGAGUCGGUAUGAAGCUCUGGAGAAGGAAGGUGGGAAGGGACGUGUGAAGAAGGUUUUAGAAAAGAAGAGGAAAAAGGUGGCUCAGAAAGAGAAGAAGAGUAGACCAUUUGCACCCUCAAAGAAACCUCGUACAGCCUAG